UUUCGGUUUCAGAACAAAACUUUGUUGGCAAGAUAAAACAUCAAAAACAUUUAGUUUUGCCAGGGCCGACAUUAAUUGUCGGUAACGUUCCCCCUACAACUCUCUCAAUAUGUCUUUCUAUACCUCUCUCUCCUUCUUAUUCUCUCUAAAUGUCUCUCUACCUAUCUCUUGCUCUGUCUCUCCCUCUCACUCUCAUGUUCUCCCCUUGUCUCUCUCCAAGGUGCUGUUUUGAAGGAUGAACUCUUCAUUCGGGCUUGGAGACAACAUUACUUCCGUGCAGUGGAUUUUGGUAAGGGACACCCUGACUUCUGCCGUUGUGAAGAACCUUGUGGUGGUUCUGGUUUGGCUUUUGCUGAGCUACAUCAACGGCAGUGUGGUGGCCACCUUCUUCAGACACCAGGUGUUCUACGAAGACCCCCGCUACAUCCUCUUCAUCCAUAUGGUGAUCAACGAUGCGGUGCAGCUGACCGUCACCAUCAUGCUCUUCAUCCUCAGCUACGUAUACUACAGGAUCAACGUCUCCUUCUGCUGCUUCUUCAUCCUGCUGGCCGUCUUCACCACCCGCAACACGCCCGUCAACCUCGCCAGCAUGGCCAUCGAGCGAUACAUCGCCAUCUGUGACCCGCUGCGCCACGCCCAGGUCUGCACGGUGCGGAAGACCUACUUCCUCAUCGGGCUGAUCUGGCUCAUAUCCGUGGUGCCCGACAUCACCGACCUCUUCGUCACCCUGGCCAACGAGCCACUGAGCUUCUUCCACGAGUCGGUGUUCUGCCUGCGGCAGAACAUCUUCAAGGACCCCGUGCUGGCGUACAAGCGGCAGGCCUUCGACGGGCUGUACUUCGCCUGCGUGUUCCUCACGCUGGUGUACACCUACCUCAGGAUCCUGUUUGCCGCCCGGGCCCACUCCACCGAGAAGACGUCGGCCCGGCGAGCCCAGAACACCAUCUUGCUGCACGGCUCGCAGCUGGCCAUGUGCAUGCUGUCCUACAUCUCACCCAGCGUGGAGAUCAUCCUGCACCUCAUCUUCCCCGGCCGCAUCCUGGAGAUCCGAUUCGCCAACUACCUCGUCGUCUACAUGCUGCCGCGGUUCCUCAGCCCCAUCAUCUAUGGCGUGCGGGACAAGAAGUUCAGGAAUCACCUCAGGAAGUACUUUGUCGGGGGUUGCAGGGUCGGAUUGCAGAAAGGGAAUGGGACUUUGUGAGGAUUUCGUAAAAAUGUUCCAAUUUCGAUUCAGGGGAUCAAGUAACAUUGGUAGAGAUAAAUAUUGUUUGUAAAUAGUGUAAAAAAAACAUAAUGUUGAUAGGAACACCAAAAUCAUUGUUGAUGAAUACAUGUGCUCUUCACUGUCUGUUAUAAAAAACACAC
This is a messenger RNA of Gadus macrocephalus (Pacific cod), 1365 nucleotides long. RefSeq names its product odorant receptor 131-2-like. The record is from RefSeq and is a predicted model, not a curated record. Gene Ontology annotation, cellular component: membrane. Bases 236 to 1201 code for a protein of 321 amino acids. Gene Ontology annotation, molecular function: G protein-coupled receptor activity. The transcript is spliced from 3 exons. Lineage: Eukaryota; Metazoa; Chordata; Actinopteri; Gadiformes; Gadidae. Gene Ontology annotation, biological process: G protein-coupled receptor signaling pathway.